GUUACCAUGAUCUGGGGCCAACAACAACAUAACCGUCUACCCUUCGGUUUGCGCAAACUUUGCGUUCCUAGCACUUCACCUUCUAAAUCGACCUCAUCUUCGUGCCUGAUUGGGCAUCACAUUCUACUAUCAUGUUGUUCUACAAACCUGCCUUGCUCGCGACCGUACUCGCUCUUUUCGCUGGCGUCUCAGCAGCACCCGUUUCCGGAACCGAACUGGAGGCUCGUGUUGGCCCCUCUGGCUCUGUGAUCUUCCCGCCUGGAAAUACCAAAUUCGUGAACUUGGGCGGCACUGGCGAUCUCCAUAUCCAGUAUCAACGUGUUAAUCAAACUCUGUCGGGCAACCGCGGGCCUGCGUGGACCGUCGGUGUCGACUUGUUCCUCGAGGAUCCCACUGGAAGGCAGGCUAGUUUCCCCAUUUGCUCUGAUCUUCGGGCGAAUCCAAUCAAUGCGGCUGUAAUUGACGCGCAUUUCGUUCCGCCCGUGGGUGCAUGUGGAACCUACAACCUAGUUUUCCAGGAGCACCAGUUCUACCUCGGGCAAGUCAUCAGCUUCAGGGCUGCUGCCCCUUACGUCAGCAUCACCUGUGGCCCUAUCCAGUGAUGAGCCUGAUUCCUUGUUGUUCUUUCUCGGACCUUCUCGAUCGGACAAUGUUGGACGGAUGUAUUCGCACGUCUAUCAUCGAGAUCUCAUUGUAAAGUUUUAUCUGAAGGAUGUAUCUAUGACGUUAUUAAC
Molecule: messenger RNA, 734 nt
Organism: Dacryopinax primogenitus
Lineage: Eukaryota; Fungi; Basidiomycota; Dacrymycetes; Dacrymycetales; Dacrymycetaceae
Exons: 3
Coding region: 132-602 (156 amino acids)
Source: RefSeq, a predicted model, not a curated record